Molecule: messenger RNA, 1050 nt
Organism: Rangifer tarandus platyrhynchus (Svalbard reindeer)
Lineage: Eukaryota; Metazoa; Chordata; Mammalia; Artiodactyla; Cervidae
Source: the annotation of a GenBank genome assembly
AUGAACCGAAAAGCGCGGCGCUGCCUGGGCCACCUCUUUCUCAGCCUGGGCAUGGUCUACCUCCGGAUCGGCGGCUUCUCCUCGGUGGUAGCUCUGGGCGCAAGCAUCAUCUGUAACAAGAUCCCAGGCCUGGCUCCCAGACAGCGGGCGAUCUGCCAGAGCCGGCCCGACGCCAUCAUCGUCAUAGGAGAAGGCUCGCAAAUGGGCCUGGACGAGUGUCAGUUUCAAUUCCGCAAUGGCCGCUGGAACUGCUCGGCACUGGGGGAGCGCACCGUCUUCGGCAAGGAGCUCAAAGUGGGGAGCCGGGAGGCCGCCUUCACCUACGCCAUCAUCGCCGCGGGCGUGGCCCACGCCAUCACGGCGGCCUGCACCCAGGGCAACCUGAGCGACUGUGGCUGCGACAAGGAGAAGCAGGGCCAGUACCACCGGGACGAGGGCUGGAAGUGGGGCGGAUGCUCUGCCGACAUCCGCUACGGCAUCGGCUUCGCCAAGGUCUUUGUGGAUGCCCGGGAGAUCAAGCAGAAUGCCCGGACUCUCAUGAACUUACACAAUAACGAGGCAGGCCGAAAGAUCCUGGAGGAGAACAUGAAGCUGGAGUGCAAGUGCCACGGCGUGUCGGGCUCCUGCACCACCAAGACCUGCUGGACCACGCUGCCGCAGUUCCGCGAGCUGGGCUACGUGCUCAAGGACAAGUACAACGAGGCGGUCCACGUGGAGCCCGUGCGCGCCAGCCGCAACAAGCGGCCCACCUUCCUCAAGAUCAAGAAGCCGCUGUCCUACCGCAAGCCCAUGGACACCGACCUGGUGUACAUCGAGAAGUCGCCCAACUACUGCGAGGAGGAUCCGGUGACGGGCAGCGUGGGCACGCAGGGCCGCGCCUGCAACAAGACGGCGCCCCAGGCCAGCGGCUGCGACCUCAUGUGCUGCGGCCGCGGCUACAACACCCACCAGUACGCCCGCGUCUGGCAGUGCAACUGCAAAUUCCACUGGUGCUGCUACGUGAAGUGCAACACGUGCAGCGAGCGCACGGAGGUCUACACGUGCAAGUGA